This is a messenger RNA of Letharia columbiana, 501 nucleotides long. RefSeq lists its product as uncharacterized. The record is from RefSeq and is a predicted model, not a curated record. NCBI's taxonomy places the organism in Eukaryota, Fungi, Ascomycota, Lecanoromycetes, Lecanorales, Parmeliaceae. The coding region runs from base 1 to 501 and encodes 166 amino acids. The transcript has a single exon.
AUGAUUAUUUCUCAGCCUCGAUACAAUGCUUCUUCAUUAACUUUCCAACUUAACACUUCUGCAAGGGUGGACGAACUGCCGCGCAACUGGAACUCGCCUAGUAGCCCUGAUUCCCUUGAGCAAACGUGUCCAAUUUACGCAGCUGCCGAGGAUGAUAUCUAUACCUCGGUUUUCUCAAGGAUAUGGAUACAAUACCUGAACAACGAAAGCGUCAGUCCAAUCACAGUCUCAUCGAUGAUUGGCUUCAACCCUGCGCAGGUCAACCAACCCUGGCGGACAUUGGCGUGCACCUUUCAAAACACGACGUACUCUCUGAACGUAAUUUUCGAAAACGGGAUUUCAUCUAUCAAUACGACGAUGAUUUCAUCCGCUCCAAUGAGUAUCGUCGGUCCUAUUGACCUCACUGAACCCACAGAGGCGCAGUAUCUGGACCCGGCAACAGCACUAUUUUCCAGCCUCGCAGGCAGCAUUUACGGAGAGACUUCGGAGAACUCCAUGUAG